UCUGUUUCAGUUUUAGUUUCAGUUUCAGUUCAAAACGCCGGUUGGCGGCGGACGCGCUCGCGCUCCUCAAAAAAUCAAAUCGGAAAACCGAACCCCCUCCCAACAAGCGCACAAGCGCAUUCUCUAAUUUUGGCGGUGAAAGUGCAAAUUGCAACAAAAAUGCUAUAAAGCAGUGGGGUUGAGGGGGUCAGGGGUCACGCAGGGAGGAGGGACGAGGGCAUUCGCACUUUUGGCGUUUGGAUGGAACUUUUGGCAAUUGGCUGGCGGUAUUUCUGGAUUAAGCAACGCCAAAUUGUAACAGACGAACGAACAACGACCGACUAUUAACGAUUAAAAUUAAGUCCAAUUGAAGUAGGGGAAAGUGCUUAGGAUUACCAUUGUACCAUUUUCCAACAACAACAGCAACAAUUAGAACAACAAUAGAAGCAACAGCAACUUCUGAGCCAUAAGCGGAUAACAAGUGUUGUUGAAAAUUUUUUCCAAAUAUUUUUUAUCAACAAUAUUUUUUGAAAAACUUUCAAAGAAACACCCGUGUAAGAAGCGAAUAGCAAAGAAGAGAGCUUCCAGGCAAACAAAAGUCAGCCAAGAAGGAAGUGAAAGCUAAAGUCAAGCUAAAAAGGAGAAAGGAAUAAAACGAAGUUUAUACAGCAACAGGAAGAAGCAGUCCCAGAAAGAGAUACAAAAUGGCCGCCGUACAACGGAAACUGGUGCACAAGCAGUUCAACUCGCCCAUGGGCCUCUAUUCCCAGGAGAACGUGAAGGCCACGUUGGACCGCGAGCUGAAGGCCUUCGGCGCCGAGGGGAUUGAAGUCGACGAUCAAAUUUCCAAGCCCCUUAACUUGGCCAACUCGGCCGUUCUGCGCGCCGUCGAAGAGGAAGAGCAGCAGGCCAAAUGCGAAUUUUAUCCUUCCAAUGAAAGACAGAGCCGCCCACGUCAGCGCGGCGAGGCGGAUGCACUGCAUCAUACUCUACACCAUCAGCUGCUGGACCAAAUCAAGACACACUACCUCAGCCACCAGCAGGAUGUGACCAUCGACAGGGAUACGGUUCUCAAAAUCAACCGACUUGCGACCAAGAAACAUCUGCUGAAAAGGGACCACAGUUGGCCACCGGCUGAGCAGGCUCCAGCGGCAUCCAAUCAGGAUCAAGCUCAUUCAGCAUCCUCCUAUCCCUCGCACAGUAUUGAGGCUUUGAGGGAGAAGUUCCAGAGUCCCACCAUGAUAAUUGAGCCGACUGCCAAGGAGGUUCGGGAGCAGAGGCAAAGGGAGGGAGGACAGUCCAAGGAAAGAUCCAAGACUCCACAAAAGGUAACCGAGAUUGCGGAGGUAUUCCAUCAAACACCAGUCGCCAAGGGCUUCUCCGCUCCCGAGACCAAGGCUGCGGAUGUGGACUUGGGACUGGUGGCGCCCAGGUGCGAGUACUACGAGCAGCUGGCCCACAGACGACCCACAACGCCAACCUUGCCUACACCCACUCCCUACCGGCCGCGGCCCAAGAGGCAGGCCUACUCCCUGGAUCGAGGACGUAGCCGGAGACGAAUUCCUGCUGCAGCAGUGGGUGCUCCGGAACUGCCGCCGCCGAAACCACGUUCCUCGAAACCGAAAGUGCAACGCCGUUGCAUCAAACUGGCCACCGAGGUGAAGAUCUCCUACGGACACGAGGGUGACAGCGAGGGCGAGGAGGAGGCUGGCCCUAGGGAGGAGGUGGACUUGGAAACGGUGCCACUGCCACCACCGCCAGCUGCUGGGAAUCUCAAUCAGGCGAAGACAGGCCAAGACAGAAGUGUAAUUGACAGUCUGGCGGCGGUUAAGCAGCAGCAGCAGAUGGCUCUGGCCCUGGCCCGCAACGGGAGCAUUAGCACCUUUGGCCAACCCAGCCAGGUAGCCACUCGCAUUGUGCCCGUUCGCGUGGAAGCCUCGUCCGAUCACCUGAAGCUGAGCGCCCAGCAGAUCUACGACGACGCCUGCUCGUAUUUGCAGGAUCACCGCCGGCAGGAGAUGGCGGAGGAGGAACCGACCUAUGUAAGUGCCACCAGUGGGAUCAAGUUGCUCCAGCGGCAGGGCAGUACUCCUGGUACCCCUACAACUCCUGCGACGCCACCACCACCUCCACCUCUAAUGCGUGCCAAAUCUGGCGAGGAAUCUGAAAACAAAGCGAAGCAAUCCAGGAGGCAGGGCGGAGUCUAUAGCCUGGGUACGGAAUCAGAGACAGAAGCAGAGAAGCAACACGAGGCCCAUGUGGAGAUAGCCCAAUUGGAGGCCAAAUACGCCCACAUUCAGCAGUCCAUUGCGGAGCAUCUGCGUCAAAUCGAUGCUUACAUGAUAAAUGCCAAGCAGGCGCUGGAGAGGAGUGUCCAAACCACGCCAGUGCCCACUACUACACCACCCCCGCCACCACCACCACCUCCUCCUCCUCCGGCGCCAGCCAGACCCAUUAGCUCCGGCAACAACGAAUCCUGGGACAUCUUUGCCCAUCGGCAGUCGCCCAUUCUGACCAUGGAGAGUCCCUUACAGGCCAUCCUUCGCCAGAUAUACACCCGGGCAGCUGGACUUCCCCUUGGCGGACCCAAAGAGGCAGCUCCAGUCGAAGAGCCAGAGGAGUCUCUUACCGAGAACGUGCCCAUAGUGGAAAGAGCCCUGGAGGACCUGCACAAGAUUGCCCAGGCUCUGGAGGGCAAGCCCAGAAAGGAGAAGAAGGAAGUGGACCACAUAGAGGUCCGGUCCACACCAGCUGCCGUUCAGGCACAGCACGUAGUCAUCGAGGACGAUGAUGGGGAGUACAGGCACGUAUCGGAUGUAAUUGCCAACUACGAGCAGUUGGCCAAAAAAGAGUUUGAGGAGUGGAAGGAGGAGCAAGUGGCGAGGAAGGAGUCAAAAGAUGUUAAGCAGGAACUCAAGGAAAGUGAAAACAAGCUGCAGGCCAAACAGGAUUUAAAGUCUAAGGUAGAACUCCAAAGAGAACCAGAAGAACCUGCGGGCACAACCGAAACGGAUCAUCUAGAACCUUCCUGUGCCCACGACUCCUUUUCUGCCGCCUGCUGUCCUGUUUGCGAUGAACUCCGCGGAUCCCCCAACAACUGGGGUAAACUAACCAAGGCCGAUCAGUGGAGAAUUGCCAAUUUGCACAACGAGCCUCUGGAGAACUACAAGGCCACAUAUGAAAUACGUAGUCCCUACAUUUCCAGACAAAUAUCCUGGGAGGAGACCCAAACGGCUCCAGUGGAGAAGUUGCAACGACAGCGGAGCUUAGUGGAGAUUGUGACGACGCCGGCUUCGGAUUCGCCUCCUCCAACGCCCACCCCGGCGCCACCUCCACCGCCUCCGCCGCCACCGAUGCCACCAGCGCGCCUAAAGCUCCAGGAACCUGAAGUCACCUGGGAGCGAAGUCGCUCGCCCAGCCCUCUCCCCUCGCGCAAAUAUCCAGCACCGCUCAUAGAAGCCCCACAAAGGGCCAGUUCCCCAUUUGGUCUGAAUCCUGUGACGGCCAAGGCCUCUCCACCAUCGCCCGUCAAUCUUCCCCAGAAAUACAGCCAUGUGCCGCAACUGGAGGGUCACAAUAUAGGGUUACUGGUGAAGACCGCUACGGAGCCACUGCAGCAGAGCAUGUCGGCAUCUUCCUUCCUGCUGGCAUCUACACCGCCGGCCACUCCCACGCGUCCUGUGGCCCAGCCGUCGCCUUUUGACUUCCCAGCUCAGGACUCGGAGGCAGACAAGUUCAGGUCGCUGGCUUCGUUUGACGAAGUGCAGCAGCAGCAGGGUAACAAGGACUUUAACUACAAUAGAUCCUUUGAUAAUGUGUCGCCACGCCCCUAUCUGGGCAUCGAAGGCUACAAGCGAGUGGCCUGGCCACCGGCCUCCGAGGAGCGGAUCAUCCGCGAGUUCACCCCCCAGCCGGCCACCCAGAGCCCGGCCCCGGGAUCCGGAGGCUACUAUCCGCAAUCGGUCGCUGCUCCGCCCAGCCAUGCUGCUGCAGCCCCACCCCAGUCCAACUAUCCGCAGCAGGAACCGCUGCAGGCCGGGAGCAAUGUGGGCGGUGGCUGGAAGCAUAUCGGUGCCCCUCAACCCAAGAACCACAACGAGUUUACGGUCCCUGGAUCGGGAUCAGGAGUGGGAUCCCUGCCACAGCAGCAGUACCAGCAGCAGCCAAACUACCAACAGCAGCAGCAGCAGCAAUACGGUGCUCCAUCCUACGGUGGCUACCAGCAACAGUCUGCCCCACAGCAGCCUGCUCCACAGUGGCAGCAACAGCAGCAGCAGGUGCCUCAGCAGCAAUACCAGCCGCAACCCCAGGCACAGGCUCCCUACCAGCAGCCACAGUGGAACCAGCCACAACAGCAGCAGCCAUCGUACCAGAGCUCACCGUACCAGCAACAGCCAUCCCAGCAGCAGCCUUCUUACUAUCCCCAGCAAAACGGUGGCUCGACCUUUGCUCAACCACAAUACAAUUCUUAUUCGCAGCCCCAGCAGCAGCAGCAGCCAUCUCAGCUGCCCUAUUCGCAGGAUCAGCCUGAUCUGCAGCAGCAGCCUGGUGCCUUCGCUGGCCAGGAUAGCUACCGUGGCGCCAGCCCAGGGAUCAUCACCCUGCGCAAGGAGGCGCCCGUUACGCAGAAGCCUGCGCCAGUUUAUACUUCGCAGCCAGCCGCCGUCAGCUAUCAGGGAGGCAGCAAAUUGCGCGGAGAUUUGAAAUGGCCACCACCAGAAUACAAGGAGGCCGCAGCUCGUGAGAACGAAGAGCGUCGCCUUUUGGCGUUGGGCCCCGUCUGCCGUCCACGACGAGUCAACAGGGACUAUACUGGCUUCUUUGCCAAGCACCAGCUGAACAAUGCCUAUCCCACCUACAAGGUGCCUCCCGGCACCCAGCACAUGUUCGCCUAAGCUGGACAACAAAGAUCACAAAAGAAAUAAGAGCAACAUAAAUUCAAUGGAACCCACUUCAUAAUAAUACUUACAACGAUCAUGUAUAUGUUACUAAAACGAAACACUAACGAAACUAUAUAUAUACUAUAUAUACAAUUGUUAUACUAAUCUAAAAUGAACACUAACGACGCCAUAUCUAGAAGCAUAUAUAUACUACGAAACGAUUGCCAGGGCCCCAGAGCCCGUGAUAGGUGAAUGCAAUACUACUAAACCCCUGGGUCAUCCCGCUCCCGAGUAUGAGUCAUUCUAAACUGAAUAGGUUAAUGGAUGGACUCUGAACAUGGUACAGAGAGCACCCAUUGCCGCCAAACAUUGAUGAUAUUAUGGCCUGGGGAGUGCGGAGCCCAGAAUCCAGAAAUGGAUAACGAAAUGGCCCUAUGUACCUAUACUAUAUACACAUAUUUGGAGCAUGUGCAUAUAGUAUGGCUAAGAUGGCGGAUCAGAAACUAUAUACUAAAUCAUAGCGUUAGAUUCUAAGAUUGUUAAACAAACACUGUUAACUAGCAAAUGAAACGGAUUACGAUGCGACCCACGACGGAAACUGAUAAUGAGAUUGAACCUUGAUUUAGAUGUAAGCGCACUACUAAACUAUUUAUUCUCAGCCAUAUUCUAUUUACCGCCGAUCCUGUGGAGCUGUCACUCCCUCAAGGUCUAUUAUAGCACUACUUUUUCGAUCUUGGGACGGGGAGAACCACCCACUAACUGUAAAUUGUAUAAUGAUCAGUUCCCUCGGAUCCCAGGACGAAAAACUUGAUCAGCUGAGGAUGGAUGCUUGGAGAGGGACGGCGACCAGGAGUCGGGAUGUUUAUUGUUUGAGUUUGCAUGCUUUUUGCUUUAUUCUAUAUCUUUAUGCAUAAAAUAUAACCACACUAUUGUUAAACAGCAUAUGAAAAAAAAACUGUCAAUUACCCCGAUACUGCAUACAUAGGUGAUAAGUGAUUAGACCGAUAUUAGAUCUGUGAGCAAAAAAAAACCAUUCAGAAGAAUAUUCGGAAGCAACGACCAAGAAGAUCCCACCCACAUCCAGAAUUCUCCUCUCAUGACCAAGGUCGGUGCGAUAGUCCGCCGCACUGCCACCGGGCAACAAUAUGAGGAUGCCGUUGUCUGCGAUCAGAGCAGGCGCGGACUCUGCGCCAGCCUUGGGCCAUGGGUCGGGAUGUGGCCGGGGAGCGGAUCGAGGAAGGGUCAACAACUCUCAGACUUACUACAAAACUUACUAUGACCAGCAAUGUCAACAACUACACUACAAUGUAUGAACUAAAAUGAAAAGAGGAAUCUAAAUAAACGAAAAGUUUUGAAUACUCGCGACGAGAAGAACGAGA
This is a messenger RNA of Drosophila ananassae, 6238 nucleotides long. Its product is annotated as calcium-binding protein P. Lineage: Eukaryota; Metazoa; Arthropoda; Insecta; Diptera; Drosophilidae. The coding region runs from base 684 to 4874 and encodes 1396 amino acids. Gene Ontology annotation, cellular component: cytoplasm. Gene Ontology annotation, molecular function: microtubule binding. The transcript is spliced from 9 exons. The record is from RefSeq and is a predicted model, not a curated record.